Messenger RNA from Hevea brasiliensis (rubber tree), 715 nucleotides. RefSeq names its product probable calcium-binding protein CML13. The record is from RefSeq and is a predicted model, not a curated record. The coding region runs from base 89 to 532 and encodes 147 amino acids. NCBI's taxonomy places the organism in Eukaryota, Viridiplantae, Streptophyta, Magnoliopsida, Malpighiales, Euphorbiaceae. Gene Ontology annotation, molecular function: calcium ion binding. The transcript has a single exon. Gene Ontology annotation, cellular component: myosin II complex.
UUCACGCACGCCAUUUCCAGACACGCAGAAAGAUUGGGAGGGCAUUUUUCUAGAGAGAGAGGGACACGACCCGAAUUCGAAUUGGAAAAUGGGCAAGGAUCUCAGCGAGGAACAGGUAUCCUCAAUGAAAGAAGCCUUUACGCUCUUCGACACCGACGGUGACGGCAAGAUCGCCCCUUCUGAAUUGGGGAUCCUAAUGCGCUCUCUCGGGGACAACCCCACCCAGGCCCAACUCAAGACCAUUAUCGCCGAGGAAAACCUAAACGCUCCUUUCGAUUUUCCCAGAUUCCUCGAUCUCAUGGCUAAGCACAUGAAACCCGAGCCCUUCGAUCGCCAGCUCAGAGACGCCUUCAAGGUGCUCGACAAGGACUCCACUGGGUUCGUUUCCGUUGUGGAUCUGCGCCACAUUUUGACUAAUAUUGGAGAGAAGCUCGAGCCAUCCGAGUUCGAUGAAUGGAUCCGGGAAGUAGAUGUCGGUUCGGAUGGGAAAAUCCGCUAUGAGGAUUUCAUUGCUAGGAUGGUGGCCAAGUGAAGUAAGAUCGGUUAAGAAUUUGGGCAUUUGUUUUUGUUUUUGCUUUUUAAAUUUUCAGAAGUACCGUGGUAAGGUUUGCAUUUUGUUUUUGGCUUGGGGGGCUAGUGGUUGUUUGGGUAUUGACGUGAUGGAUGAUGAUGGUGUUCUUCUAAUUAUUGAAGUAAUGGUAAACUUUUCAUUGAA